UCAUCGACUAUCCAAGAUGGCGGAAGAUAUGAGAGAGCAAGUAGCCCAACUUUUAAAAGGAAUAGAUAGAUACAACCCUGAAAAUCUCACAAACCUGGAGGGCUAUGUUCAUUUUCAGGUCUACAACAAUGCUUAUGAUUUGGAUGCAAAUUUGGCAGUUUUGAAGUUGUACCAGUUCAACCCUGCAUAUCACCAAACAACAGUCACCAUGCAGAUUCUACUGAAGGCCCUCAUGAUGUUGCCAAAUGCUGACUUCAUUAUGUGCAGAUGUCUUAUUGAUGAUGCCAAUCAACAAGAUCCAGCUAUAGCAAGAGUCAUUAAACUUGCAGAAUUACUGGAAACAUGUAACUUUUUGGAGGCUUGGAAAUAUCUAAAUGAGGACAGUUCCCUUGUGGAUGGAAUUGUUGGUUUUCAUGAUGCCAUUAGGAAAUAUGCAAGUUACGUCAUAGGCAUAACAUACCAGACCAUUGAUAAAACCCACAUAUCAGAACUUCUUGGAGGUCUUCAAGGAGAAGAGCUAGAUGAGUGGAUAAAAGUUCAGAACUGGACAAUCAAGGAAGAUGGUAAAGUUUUUGUUAGCAACCAAGAGGCGCAUAUCAAGUCCAAAAACAUUGCAGAGAAAAUCGACUUAGACAGUGUUGCUGGGAUAAUUGCUGCAGCCAAGUGAAAAUAUUUUUGACUGUUUAAUCAUUCCUAUACCUAACGUUUCUCCUCAUAUCUAUCCUAAACUUAUCUUACUGAAGUCAUGUAGGACAUAUCUUUCUUUGCAAAAAAGUGAAAGGAAAGUGAUCUGUCACGUGGUAAGAUGAAAUCCACGUGCGCUCUGCAUUUUGUCACAAUUCUCGUUUUUAAAUGCCAUAACAGGGAAGGAAAGGGAAGCAAGCAGAGGAGGAAGGCAUCACUGGAGACAAGUUGAUUGAAAUAAACUGUGCAUUCAGUGUUACUGUAAUUCCAAGUUAACUUGCAUUUUAUUCCACAAAUCUCAAAAUGAACGAAGCUUCUCAACCCAAAGGAUAUUAAAGUAUUAA
Molecule: messenger RNA, 1028 nt
Organism: Pocillopora verrucosa
Lineage: Eukaryota; Metazoa; Cnidaria; Anthozoa; Scleractinia; Pocilloporidae
Product: eukaryotic translation initiation factor 3 subunit K-like
Biological process (GO): regulation of translational initiation
Cellular component (GO): eukaryotic translation initiation factor 3 complex; cytoplasm
Molecular function (GO): ribosome binding; translation initiation factor activity
Source: RefSeq, a predicted model, not a curated record